GUUGCUCGAUUCAGCAUCUUGCUGACUUUCUUGAAUGUGACAUCUGGGCCAUUUAUGAAGACUCAAAAGACAUUCUGAUUUGAAAGCUAUAACUGAGUUAAUGAUGUACAGUAACAGAGAACUGGUAGUUUUUUAUGUAAACUACAAACUCAAACAGAGGAAUUACCCAACACUGGUGCUGAUAUCGGAGGAUGUCGUUGCAGAAAAGGAGAGCAACAAAACCCCCAAUGAACCCGAUAACAGCUUGUUGGUCAAUGAUGGGACAAGUGGUGAUCAGCUGCAUACGCCAUCCUGCCCGCAUGGCGACAUAGAGAUGGUAAAAACAGCUCUGCGGUGCUCGGUUGACAGGUUUGAGCUGCUUUUUGCACAAAGGUUCAGAGAUCUUGACUCAUACAUUGACAUGUGUGACACCACCUACGAGAGCUUUAAGAUGACGAUGGAUCAGGUGUUUAAGGACGGCGUUAACUGGGGGCGUGUAGCUGGCUUUUUUGCCUUUGGGGGCAUCAUUUCUGUGAAAUGCGCAGAGAGAGGCCUGAGUGAGUUGGUGCACUCCAUUGUUGACUGGAUGACUGAUUACCUGGAUGAGCACAUCGAUCCAUGGAUACAAAGCCAUGGCGGCUGGGACUACUUCGCCAAGGCUUUCCUGGGGAGUGCUGCAGCAGAAGUCAGAAGGCAGUCAGAAGAGAGUGUGAGGCCCUGGAUGCUAGCUGGAGGGACUGUGCUCACAGGAGCGUUGUUCGGCAUGCUCGUCUGGAAGCUCAAGUGAAGGUGUUGCAUGUUGAGUCAAUUCAUCAUUUGUACAUGGGUAAAUAAUAACUGCACGUGUAUAUAAAAUAACACUC
Messenger RNA from Doryrhamphus excisus (bluestripe pipefish), 842 nucleotides. Its product is annotated as bcl-2-like protein 1. The record is from RefSeq and is a predicted model, not a curated record. Gene Ontology annotation, molecular function: BH domain binding. Lineage: Eukaryota; Metazoa; Chordata; Actinopteri; Syngnathiformes; Syngnathidae. Gene Ontology annotation, biological process: regulation of apoptotic process; intrinsic apoptotic signaling pathway in response to DNA damage; extrinsic apoptotic signaling pathway in absence of ligand. Gene Ontology annotation, cellular component: mitochondrial outer membrane.